AUGGGCCAAGGCAGGGAACCCAAUGGGCUGGGGUGGCUGAGUCUGGACGAGGAAGAGGAGCUGGGCCCGCAUCAGAGGGCCCGGAAUUGGGCCGAACCCGGAAUAGGGCCGAUAGGGAGGGGCGCGGCCAGGGGGUUGGACCGUCCGCCCGGGUAUGGGCUGGGUCGAGGAGGGCUGACCGGGUUGGGUCGACCAGAGUGGCUUGGACCGGGUGGGGUCGAACCGGUCGGACCAGUUCCUGGGCGGAUCAAGCGACCGGGAGUCUGGCAUCAGGAGGGAUCUCGGCAGGGGUUCGGGACCAUCUUAUCCGCCAGUUCAGGGUCCUCGUUCACCGGCAGAGCAGUGGGAUGCUAG
Linum trigynum is the source of this 354-nucleotide messenger RNA. NCBI's taxonomy places the organism in Eukaryota, Viridiplantae, Streptophyta, Magnoliopsida, Malpighiales, Linaceae. The record is from the annotation of a GenBank genome assembly.